AUGGAGAAGUCAGAAAAGCCUUCAGAAGAGACAACCAAUCUGCCAUCUCCUUCAUUGAAUAAUUCCAAUGAGACUACAUCUUCUACAGAUGUCACUGAUGACAUAUCACAUCUACGGGAUUUCCUGUCAACCAGAAAUCCCAUGAGCUCAACUGUAAAAGAGCACAAGAACUUCCGGAAGUAUACAUACACGCCUGAUAGAGGUCGCUUUGAGCACUCAGAAACGAAUGAUGAUGCGGCUGACUCUCAUCAGCUGGUUCGUCGCUUCUCCGUCUGUCCAGGACGCUUUGAUCUUCCAACUCCACAACGCAAGUUUUCAUUCGCCCGAAAGCAUUCAACAUCUGUUGACCCGUUGGCAACUACAUCCUUUACGCAAGCCUGGCUUUCAACAUCAAACUUCGACUUGAACAAACCACCCGACGAGCUCCAAGAUCGCAUAGAAGAAGAACAACUUGACGAACAAGGAAUGAACUCAGAUGAUGUUCAGAUUAACAUGAAUCUAGAUGCUUUGACAUCUAACCCUAUAAAUCAGGUUUUGCCAUCCCUCUUGAAUCCAUAUCAAGCUUCUCUGGUUCCAAAUCGGCCUACUAUAGAAUCAGCUUCUUCUCUCAGCCCUAGAAAAGAUGGAGUCUUUCGUCAAGGUUCUCUCGUAUCAGUCGAGAGUUCAGGGAACGAAAAUGAAAAAGACGAUAUGCCAAGUGCGGAGGAUUUGUGGAUCCAUAAUAAACAAGCAAAAAAUUCAAUGUUAACAGCAUUGACAGCUUUUUAUUGUCUUUUUCUCACAAUAUUUGCUUUAGUUCUCGAACUAUCUCAUCUAUUAUCCGGAGAAACUGAACGGAAAGUUAAUUUAAAAGAUAUGAUUUUUGGAAUUUAUAUGUACGGAGCAUCAAUUUUAUUCUUUUUUUAUAUGUACGUUGUUCUGAUGUUGAAUCCAAGAUGGUAUUCUACUGUAUAUGCCGUGAAAAAUGCUUUCCGAUCAUCUGCAAACCGUCAAUCCGUUGAUUCAACUUCAUCAGCUGCGGCCACUGUCCGUAGAGUAACUCACAAUAGUCCAGCAGCCGGAAGUUUAUUUCUAAGAUUAGGAGCUAUAGUUUUUGGAGUAAUCGGAAUAGUAUACUACUCCUUCUUAGUUUUCUUAUGUUCUGCUGAUGCACAUUGUACCUCCUUGAACAUCGGUUUGGAUAUAUGCGCCAUAGUGUUCAUAUUCACUCAGAUGCACUUUAUAUUCUGUAACUGGAAAAUUUCCAUCACCGGAUCACAUUUUGCCGCAAGGGCUGGAACCAUGCAUCUCAUCGCCGCCAAUCUGUGGACUUGGAUUAGAUACGUGCUUAUGGAAGAAGGAGUAAUGGAGCAGGAGAUAAGAGAAGUGUUCAAAUCCAUUAAUAACCGAACGAACAAGUCGUUUUCCGAUUCUUCAGAGGAAGAUUUCGAACAUCGUGAUCUCAAUAUAGUACGAUGUCAUGCGGCUGAGUGUAUAUUAGGAAGCUUAUCAGAAGUUAUGUUCACGGCAAUAGUAGAAUACUCUUUGAUAGCAGCAGCAGUUAUGUAUAUUGUAUGGAGAAACAUUGGUCGUCACGAUUUUGGUGGGACAUAUGUGAAACGAAAACAUCAAAUUCGUGUUGAUUGUAGUAAAACUACAACAGGUCUUUUCUUGGGGUUAGCUUUCUUGGCGACAACGUUUACCUCCAUUAUUGUAUAUUAUGGUUAUUCGUUUUUGGGAAAAACAAAGCAUGCCGCUUAUGCUUAUGCCGUCACUGAUAUUUUGCAAUAUUUCUUCUCUUCCAUUGGAUGUGGUUUAGCAAUAUAUCAAAUGAGAGCUCUUACUUAUACUAAUCGGAAACAACACGCAAGUGCUCCAAGAGAACAAGAGUUAUUAGAUCAAAUACUGCUAACAGUUGGGUUAGUCGGGGAACUUAUUUUUUCUGUUGCCGGAUUAGUAGGACUCACUGGAGAUGGGGCUUGGCAACCAUUAACAUUCCUGUUAUUAUUUGUACAUAUUUUUAGAUUAAUACAGGUAGGAAUGCAAACAUUUUUACUCUAUUUGGCCAACCGUGUGCGUGUUGGCGUAUGGGAUCGGGAUAGUCAGCCAGGUAAGCAAGCAAUAACAUUCUUAUUGGCUGCAAACCUGGCUAUAUUCCUUAUGAACUUAUUUGAAAGUGAAAAAGCUGGUGUAUCAGAAGCUAUUAUUGAUUUUUACGGGAAAAAAAGUUGGGUAUUCUUAGUUCGAAGCUUUUCACCGCUUACUAUCUUCUAUCGUUUUCAUAGUAGCGUAUGUUUGGCUGAAAUAUGGAAAAAUGUAUAUGCAAAGAAAACAUUGUAA
This is a messenger RNA of Auanema sp. JU1783, 2319 nucleotides long. NCBI's taxonomy places the organism in Eukaryota, Metazoa, Nematoda, Chromadorea, Rhabditida, Rhabditidae. The record is from the annotation of a GenBank genome assembly.